GCAGCAGGUGGCUGUGCUCGCUCCGCUCCGCGCUCCCGCCUCGCCUCGCCCGCCGCCUCAGCGCGGCCCCGCCGCCGCCAAGACGCCGCGGGCCGUGCUCCGAGUGAAGAAUGGGGCGGCCAAGCUCGCCAAGCCGCCCGCGGCCGCGGGCGAGACCCCCGGCGGCGCCCCCGGACAGGGGCUCUUCAUGGAGCGCUCGCAGAGCCGCCUCAGCCUCUCCGCAUCCUUCGAGGCCCUCGCCAUCUACUUCCCCUGCAUGAACAGCUUCGACGAGGAGGAUGCGGACGGCGAUGGUCGGAGGCUGAAGGGAGCCAUCCAGAGGAGCACAGAGACCGGGCUGGCUGUGGAAAUGCCCAGCAGGACCGUCCGCCAGGCCAGCCACGAGUCCAUCGAGGACAGCAUGAACAGCUAUGGAUCAGAGGGAAACUUGAAUUUCAGUGGAGUCCAUCUGGCAUCUGCUGGGCAGUUCAGUGACUUCCUGGGGAGCAUGGGCCCUGCACAGUUUGUUGGGCGUCAGACCUUGGCCACCACCUCGAUGGGGGACGUGGAAAUUGGCUUGCAAGAGCGAAAUGGGCAGCUAGAAGUGGAUAUCAUUCAGGCUCGAGGACUGACACCAAAACCCGGCUCCAAAACACUGCCAGCUGCUUACAUCAAAGCUUACCUGCUGGAGAAUGGCGUGUGCAUCGCGAAAAAGAAGACAAAAGUGGCUCGCAAAUCAUUAGACCCUUUGUACAAUCAGGUGUUACUGUUUGCUGAGAGCCCCCAGGGCAAAGUAUUACAGGUGAUAGUCUGGGGAAACUAUGGGCGCAUGGAGCGCAAGCACUUCAUGGGAGUCGCCAGGGUCCUCCUGGAAGAACUGGAUUUGUCAACUUUAGCAAUCGGCUGGUACAAGCUCUUCCCGACUUCCUCCAUGGUAGAUCCCACUACAGGCCCGCUCCUGCGUCAGUCCUCACAGCUUUCCCUGGAGAGCACAGUGGGACCCUGCUGUGACAGGUCUUAGUGAGUAAGGAAGGGGGAACUGCUUUUGUUUUUUAAACAUGCUGUCAAAGGUUUUGUUUGCUGGAACUCUGACCUCAAGCGCAAUGCAUGUUCAAUCAGUUCUUGUGGAGCUGGAAGAGGAGGAUAAACCAGUGACCUUAGACAGAAGACGAGGGGGAGGGCACUGUGCCCUCUCCGUCCGAGGAGGAGGUGCCGUGGGGCAUGAGUCCUAGUUGUCAAAUUAGACAUACACCUCUUGUUUCACUUCUCUCACUGUCAUUCUUGGACCCUUGUUUCAGAUCAAUAUUAACCCUGAAAAGUUGCAGCGUUUGAAAGAAUUUGAGGGGGAGUAAGGAAGGAAUUUUUCUUAACUGUGCAUAUUAGAAAUUUCUAAUACGGAUUCUUUCACGAGAAAGUACCCGAAAAAUUCAGAGGUCAACAUCUGGCCUGAAAAGAGCAGGAGCAGAAAGUUUAGGAGGAACCAUUAGGGUUUUUAUAAGGUCUUUCUUUUUGAAAAGAAGAAAAAGAAAGAAACCUGCAACUCUUUCCUUAGAAUCAGUUCCCUGUCACUGAGUCAUGUUAGCUGUAACACUGUCAUAGCUGUGUUUUCAAACUGUGCCAAAUUACCAGCAAGUGUCUUUACUGCAUUACGUGUCUAACACUGCUGAUGAAGCAAACUUGGUGGGAGAACAAGUAGCGCCUACUUAGACCAGACAGUUUAAACAGAGUUCGAGUUUAGCAGGAUAAUUAACUGCAGUUUUGCUCAGAAAAAAACCCACUGGAAGUGGGAGCUGAACACCAGAGUUGCAGCUUGACAUGUUCUGUAUUGUCAGAUACAACGUUCUGCAGUUUACUGACCCCCUUACCCUGUUGCUGUGCAUCCUUCAGUCAUGAUGUCUUCUAUCUCCUGCUUUGCCUCCAUCUCCCUUGUACUGGUACAUAUCUGCUGGAGAUGCUGCCCUUCCUGUUGUGCUGUGGACUGACCUGAAACAGGACUGUUUUGUUCAGCCAUGGGAGAGGAGAUUGGGGUUUCUGGGGGUGCAGAAUAAAGAAACCUCACUUUGUCAUCUGACGAGAAGACGCUGGAGAGCACAUAACCUUCCCUGUGGAGAGAGGGGAGCUUUAGGCAGUGUCAGUAGUACACAGACAUUGUCAAGUGUCCUGCAAGAGGAGAUGUGACCCCCGAAGUACAGAGAGGUAGCGAGUGAGGAAUGUGACACACGGCGGUCACAGCGUGUAUAUUCUGUUCAUUAAAGUGCAACACUAACUGUAAACAAGUCUUGUAGAUCCAGUCAAGCACAUUCUCAGAGCUGCUGAGCUGUGGCAGCUGUUGCCAGCAGAGCCACGUGCUGGAGGAAGUGCACUAGAUCCUCCCAACAAUGAAAUUAUCCAAAAUCACAGAGAAUCUCUGAAGGUUUUCUGUUGAUAGCUCUGUUUUGGCUAGGUUUUGUCUUAGUUCCUAAUGAGGAUUUGAUGACUGCUGUCCCAGAAUAAAUAAGCUUUUGGAGAUGUUUUGCUUUGUGAUUUAAAAGUGAAGGUCCCAUGUCACGUGUAGGAAUGAGCAGAUUCUUGAGCUGUCAUAGAGAAAUACUGAGCAUUUAUUUCUGCAUGUGGACCUCAGCUUUGUUAGAAUAAAAGCAUGAGUGUUGAGUGGAUGGUAAAAGCAGUUGCUUUUGGUCCUAGCUUGUCUAUGGCAUUUUAAAUUAUUUUGAGGUAAAUUACAUGAUAGAUGCAAAAAUUAUAGGCCUUACAAUAAUCUAUAAAAAAUUAUAUAAUAUAAAGGAGAGGGAAGGAGGACAAGGGACAUAGAAUGUCUAGUUUUUUGAGUCUUCAGUGGCAAAAGCCUCAACAUUUCAGAUAAAUCUCCUUAUUUCCUUGAUCAAAUAUGUCUCGGGCCUCUCACUAAUUAUUUUUUCUAAUUGUAUUAGACAAUUUCUAUAUAUUAGCUGAAGAAAGUUUGUUGCAUGCUGGUCAAACUAUGUUGUGGCGCUCUCUCUUAUUUUUAUUUUUUUAAAAAAAAGCACAUUUACUUGUAAUUCAAGUCAGCAUCUUUUCCUCUUGGUAUGUAGUGAGUACUAGGCAAUAUUGUACAAUAUGUGUAUGAACUAGAAUAGAUAAGGUAGAUUUAGUGGUUUGUAGCACCGGAUCUUUUAAUAACUAUGACUUUAAAAGGACUGUGGGGAGCUCCAGGUACAUGCCAGACCUGGCAGCUGAGUAACAGGGCUUCUGUCUUAAGUUAUGCUGAAACCUUUGUAUGGCUACUUAGUUUGGACAUUAUCUACCAGUAAGAGCUAAGUUAAUCCUGGGUUUCCUGUGUCCAGGAAGAUGAAUGCAGCGUUUUUGCAGUCUUUAAUAGGGAGUAGGAGACUAUUCAUGCCAAAAACAUUCCCCCAGAAAACUUUGUUUAAUGACUGUCUGUCAAAAAGCUCAGUUCCUGUUUCCCUGGCAGACACAUGUCUCUGUAUCCUGCCCCUCCAAAAGCUGUGCAGGCUCAGUGAUGAUCAGUUUAGUUACCAUAGGACUCCAUAGCACUGAUCUUCCGUCUGGUUUUAAUCACAGGAAAAGGUCACUGUCAGGGGAAAACACAGAAGUUACAGUUCUGGUUGUGUUAUUUUUGUUAAGGUCUCCAGUUCUGUGAUUUGGAGGCAGUUUAACAGUCUGCUCUGUCCUGUUUUCUUCUGCAUUUGUUACGUGGUUGACUGUGGUCCAGUGGCUCUUGCUUUUGUUUUACUCACUUCCCAGUCCUGUUUCUCCCCAGUGAGUGAGCGUUGCCAUCCCUGGCUGCCACACACAGCACAGCCACGUGAACUGGCAAGUGCAGGUGACCUUCCCUCUUAAAGCAGACUCACAGGAGCCCUCCUGAGUGUGCUCACGGGAUACAGAGUGAGGCCAGGAGAGUUGCAUAGUACCCCAAAGUCUAAAUUCUUGCUUCACUCAUACCUGUGAUUCCUGCACUGACCAUGGCGUAUUGUAGUCAAAAAAAGAACUCUUCUAGUUAUCCAUCAAUUUAAAUACUCCCACUAUAGCAUCCAAGACAAGGCUUGGAAUAGCUUAUUUUUAUAAAGCCUAAUCCUCUUUUUUCCCAAAAAUUUGCCUGGCCAGUUCUGUCUGAGGUGAUGUGCUGUGACAGUUGGGAUGACCAGCGUGGUCGUGUACAAAGCAGACAUUUGCCAGAGUGAUGAGCAACUGGAAACUCAACUUUGGUUCCCUUUGCAAGUCCUGGCUGACUGAGCCUUUUCCUGUGCCUGAGUCUUGCUGUUAGUUCUAGUCAGAGACAGGGGAGAGAGGAAGAGCAGGAGACUUAAAUAAAAGAAAAAAAGGCUUUACAGUAUUUUUUGGUCUGUGAGCGUGAUGAGGGAUGAGACUGAGGAGAGAGAAAUGCCUGCCCAGCUCAGGGUUGUGCAUGAACUACUAUGUUGUAAUGGUAAUGGGAGGAUUGCUGGCCAAAAAACCCAUGGAGAGCCAAUCCCUAAAUGUUACCUGAAUUACUAUUCCCGUGGAAAACAAAUCUUGAUGCUGAGAGCAGAAUAAUCUCUCCCCAGUGGGAAUCCCCAGCACACAGGGAGAGCAGCCUCACAUCUGGCUUUGUCCUCUUUGUGCUCUGAGCAAAAAUUUGCAGCCGUGACCAUGGCUGGUCCUGGUUUGUUCAGGCCAAAAAAAAAAAAGAAAGGUAUUUUCCCAGUCUCUUGGUGUUUUUUUCCCUUUGCCCCAACACAGCUGGGGUGGCACAGAGCCAGCACAAGGUCCUCAGUCUGCAGUUCAGUCCCUGGGUCCUCAUCCUGCAGUCGGAGCCAUGCGGGCACUUGUGUCCUUGGGCAGGGUAAGGGCCAGGUGACUUAAUUGUUCAGUCGAGUGCAUCCCCACUCCUUGGGCAUGGAUUGUUUCAAAGGACAUUGCAGCGUUAUUUGCUUUGAAUGAAAAUAUAUAUUUAUUGUUCCUAGCUACCAGAUCCUUUAUCAAUGUACUGUUCUAAAUUUGCAGGUCUUCUGGAGUAUGAAUAUCACAAGUUCCUGUAAAGGAGCUGUUUUUAAGAUGUUGAGGCAGUUAACAGAAUCUCAACCUAAGCAUGUUUAGUAAUGUUUAGACAGCAAGACAACUUUUUUAUGAAACUCAUUUUAAGUUAGUUUAUUACAUGCUGUUGGUAAUAUUUUAAAACAGGAAGAAUAUUUUUCUUUAAAGACAAAAUGAUAUGUAUGUUUUUUAACAGGUAACAUAAUUUAGUGUUUUCAAAAAUGUUUGAUGUUCUUGGUAUGAAGUUUACUCAUUCUUUUGAUUUCUAUGUUCCUUGUUAUAUUUUAUCAACUUUUUUCCAAAAGAAAAGAGGCAUAUGUAAAUAAACACCAGAAAAGAGUCCUAUAAGAAAUUCUGUUCAAACUGGCCAUAAAAUUAUUAGUAAGUAUUUGUUAUCAUUCAUUAACUCUCAGCUACUUUGUUGAAAGAAUUGAUGUUGUAUUUUCAAGAUGAGAACUACUUAGCUAGUUUUGUCAUAAUCCUGUACUCUGUAUAAAAAUCUUUUUAUAAAGAAAGUCUAAUAGGCUACCAAGCAAUAAUAUAUUCCAUUUGGUGUGCACAGAUUGUGACUUGCAGGCUGUAGUACAUAUUGUUGAUACAGUUUAUAAUUGUCUUCAAUCUCAACGACAUCACUUUCGAAAAAGAUCCAUAUUAACUUUGACUGUAAAAAACAAAGACUGGGCUGUUGCCUUGUGAGAUAUAUUCAUCCUAUAGACUUCUCUGUGAGUGUCUGUGCCCAUCGACAUGAGAUCUCUCUUAGGUGAGGAAUGAAAGAGCUGUAGGUGACUUCAUACUACAGAGGUAAAAAAUAGUUUCAGUAUAAACUUCAUGACUGUUUCAAUCUCCUGUUUUUUCUUAGGCUAUCUAGUAUUUGUAACUCGACGAGAAUGGUUCCCACUGCCACCGUAGCCCUGAUAAAGCAAAAAAGCCUUUGCACUCUGGGGCCACAUCAGUUCUGCCUGACAGCUGCCUAUUUUCCUCAAGAUACCAGAGGCAAGCUAAAGGGAGGUUUUUUUCAGAGCAGCAGGUUGGGCUGCUCUUCUUUAAAGGCUUUGUGGGUUAUUUUGUCCAUUUCGUAGGUGGUAUUUGUCCAUUUUGUUAGAAAAUUCCACCCAAGGCAGAGAGAUUGCACCUUCGCAGAGGAUCACGGGGGACUGAGGGGUAAAACAGGCACAGUUCUGUGCCAUUCUCCACAAGUUUGCUAGUGCUGGGCUCACCUGAAGAUUUUUCCAAAGUAGCAGGAUCGAGAUAUUGGACUUUAAGUCAGCUCCAUCAUUGGUGCAGUGCAUAGAAUUAAACAGCCUCAGAACGGUGUCCCAGUUCAUUGCCUGUGGAUUCCUUGCAGCAUUUCCCAUAGGACAGGUCUCUGUGUUGUUCUCAAGACUGCCAGACUGCUGGCCGUGCAGGCAGCAAGUCCCAGUGGUGCUGGGAGCCUGGAGGAAUGAUGGAAGAAUUCCUGGUUUUUGUGAAACGCUUUGAGGAGAGAGAGAGGUGUAAAUGCAAAGCGCCGUCAGUAGAGGAGCCCAGGGCAUAUUGAAACCUGGAGGGAGCAUCUGAAAUGAAAUUGCAGCUACCAAAUUUGAGCCAAACAUUUAGAAAAGGAGAUGAUCAGUGAGAGCCUUUUCGUGCUUACCCCAGUGCACACCAGCCAAGGUGUGUGUCUGAGAACAAGUUAAUUCCCCAGGGAGUUUGCAAGUGAUUAGGUGUUCUCAAAACGUGGCCGACGAGUUUUCCACUCACACUGCCAGGCCCCUCUGCUCAGUGGCCACAUCCCCGUGACCAAGCAGCCACACGUCCAGCCCCAGCUGCUCACCCAUGACAGCAGCAUCCCAGUCAUUCUUGGGGAACCUCAGGCUCUUCUCAAAGUGUAGACACCCUCUGCCCUCCCUCCCCCAUGGUAGCUGCUCUUACUCUUGCAGAGGGGAGGAACCAGGGAGACUUUCUUGUAGCAUUUGGUUCUUUGCACUUAAGAGGCUGUAACAGAAGGGCCCUGCACCAGCCCUUUCCAGAGCACCAGCAAACAGAGGUGACAACCCAUCGACUUUCCCUUCCCAGUAGCUAAAACAGCACCCAAAGCUGUGUUGUUCAGCCCUGCUCAGCCAGGUCAGCAGACAGCCUUGGCAUUUAUGCUGGGCACCUCAGGUGGGCUCGAGACCCCUGUGCUGGGCAGGGAAGGGUUGUGUCUGGCAGAGAGGCCAUGAGGGCACAGCUGUGAGCUCUGCUCCCUGAGCGGGAUGGGGGCAGAAGCAACCCGAGGGAAGGAUCCAGGAUGCUGAAGCCAUCCCACAGGCUUUCCAGGAGUUGGUUUUUGUAGUUGUUUGGGCACCACACAUUGGGAUAGGUGCUCCAGGUCCCACUAACAGCUAGCCUGGAGCUUGAAAUCCCGCAGCAGUGUUUCCUUUGUGGCUGCUGCUCCUUACCCAGUGCUGCACACUGGUCUCUGCUUUGGUGAUUCCGUCUCCUCGACCUGGAGCUGCUUUUGGCUUUGGAGCAAAGGAAAGCAAGGUUUGGAGAGCGAGUCCAAGGCACGAUCCCACAGCCUCACCACGCUGGACUUGCCUUUCUCCUGCUCCCUGCAGGCUGUUCCCUGCACCAGGAAACAGCAAAGGGCAUCCCGGGGAUGCAGUGCCUCCCCCAAGACCCCCUCAUGCAGCACUGCCAUGGCCUGCCACCCACCAGGGAUGCCCGUGUCCUGCCCACGUUUCGUGGCAGUCCCAGAUUCAAACCACAGGGGGUCCUUCCUUUCCCAUCCUUGGAAGGAGCAAGGGGUCUUCUGCAGGGGCUGCACAGCGCAGGCAGGUGGGAUGUGCCACACUGACAGCCAGGAGAGGACAGACCGGGAUCUGCCCCGUACUGCCCGGGGAGAAGGGGAGCUCCCAGCUAGCUUUCCUCCAGGUUCCCUUUGCUUUCCCCAGCGUUCUCUGCUCCCUUCAGGAGUUCCCCCUUCCCUCUCCAUACAAGGCCUUAUUCCAGCCCGAGGGGACUGAGGCUGCCCAGGGCAUCUCUUUCACUGACAAGUCCCUCCCAGGCUGCCUGCCGGGAGCCCCAGGGUGGUGCAGCAGAGCUGGCCUCUGCUCGGGGAUGGGGCUACCCCCAGCCCAUCCACACCCUCACCUCCCCACUCCAGCAUGCAGGUGCUCUGCCUUGUUCCUCUCGUGCCAGGGCCUGGCCAGUGUAGGGAAAUCUGCUUUCAUGGUUUAACCCUUUUUACUUCAUUAAUCGCUUCACAAACCCCAACAGCUUUGCAGGGGCACUGCACUCCUCUUGCCUUUCUGCAGGAGUGGGGGCAGCUGAUCUGCCUCUUUUUGGCCUCUGGUAACCCUCUCCAAAACUUUUUGGAGGUUUUUAACAUCAUGUGGUGAGAUGUAAUCUCCGUGGAGCCGGAGGGAACACAGGCAAUGGAGCUGGGCAGCCUUUGCCCCGGGGGCGAGGGGCUUGCGAGGUGCGUGGGCUGCCUUGGGUGGAAGGUGGGACACGUCCCUGCAGCGCCGGUGGGACGCCGGCCACUCGUCUGUAGUCAGGAGAGGAUUCUGCUAUACUUUUUUCCUGUCUGUAGGUUUUAUUCAGACAAUAUGUAAUGAUUGAGUGAUUUACAAUUCAGUGUUAAGCUAAUGAAAACGUUGAUAAUGGUGAUAAUAAAACCUUUCUUUUUCCUA
Messenger RNA from Pipra filicauda (Wire-tailed manakin), 8645 nucleotides. RefSeq names its product regulating synaptic membrane exocytosis 4 (gene RIMS4). The record is from RefSeq and is a predicted model, not a curated record. The transcript has 6 exons. Gene Ontology annotation, biological process: regulation of synaptic plasticity; positive regulation of synaptic transmission; calcium ion-regulated exocytosis of neurotransmitter. Bases 188 to 1000 code for a protein of 270 amino acids. Gene Ontology annotation, cellular component: cytoskeleton of presynaptic active zone; presynaptic membrane. Lineage: Eukaryota; Metazoa; Chordata; Aves; Passeriformes; Pipridae. Gene Ontology annotation, molecular function: small GTPase binding; transmembrane transporter binding.